Messenger RNA from Monoraphidium neglectum, 243 nucleotides. RefSeq lists its product as hypothetical. The annotation marks the transcript as partial. The record is from RefSeq and is a predicted model, not a curated record. The transcript has a single exon. Lineage: Eukaryota; Viridiplantae; Chlorophyta; Chlorophyceae; Sphaeropleales; Selenastraceae.
CUGGACAAGGAGCGCCUCGCGGCCGCCCUCGAGAAGCAGCGCCGCGCCGCCAAGGAGUCCGUCGAGACCGACGAGCGCAAGCGCAAGUUCAACUCGCUCAAGGCCAACGAGGAGGACGUGACGGAGGAGGACAUGGAGGCGUUCCGCCUGGUCAAGCCCAGGGCGGAGGACCCCAUGGCGGCCAUGCGGCGCGCGGCAGCGGCGGGCGGCGGUGGGGCCGGCGGCUACGACCUGCUGGACUGA